This is a messenger RNA of Kwoniella mangroviensis CBS 8507, 258 nucleotides long. RefSeq lists its product as uncharacterized. The record is from RefSeq and is a predicted model, not a curated record. The transcript has a single exon. NCBI's taxonomy places the organism in Eukaryota, Fungi, Basidiomycota, Tremellomycetes, Tremellales, Cryptococcaceae. The coding region runs from base 1 to 258 and encodes 85 amino acids.
AUGGACGGGGACGGGGAAUCUCUGAACAGGUCGUUGUUUAUCAAGAAUCCAGGAGGAUUUGACAACAUCCAAGUGCUGAAUGUAUUAGCCACCGAUUUCUCAGAUACACAUCGGGCGAGCAGUUCUCGUAAUGAUGAUCAAUGGGAAUUCUGUAAUAUCGACGAGAAGAAUUAUCAGCAUUGGGUUGCUACUGAGCGAUACACCGAGGACACGGUCACAGCCAACGUCACGGUUUACAAGCUCAGAUCUGAGAAAUAG